GUCACGGGACGCACCUGGCUCUGGGAGAGGCUUGGGAGUUACCUUGUUCCUUCCCUCUUCAUCUGCCUUUCCACUCUGUGACUUGAGUGGGCUUCUCCGGGUACAGUGAAGCCCUGUGAGUGUGUUGGCACCAGGCUUUCAAGAGCAAUAGUUUCGCGACAUUGUGCAGUAGAAAUAUUCUAUUUCUACAACUGCUCAAGUUUUGACAUACAAGAUGAAGCAAGAUCCCACAAGAAAUGCUGCCUACACUGUGGAUUGCGAUGAUUAUGUACAUGUGGUAGAAUUUAAUCCCUUUGACAGUGGGGAUUCAGGAAAUCUAAUUGCAUAUGGUGGCAAUAAUUAUGUGGUUAUUGGCACAUGUACAUUUCAGGAGGAGGAAGCAGACAUUGAAGGAAUUCAAUAUAAAACCCUUCGAACAUUUCACCAUGGAAUCAGGGUUGAUGGCAUAGCUUGGAGCCCAGAGACUAGACUUGAUUCAUUGCCUACAGUAAUCAAAUUUUGUACUUCAGCUAUUGAUAUGAAAAUUAGAUUAUUUACUUCAGAUCUUCAAGAUAAAAAUGAAUAUAAGGUAUUAGAGGGUCAUUCAGAUUUCAUUAAUGGUUUGGCAUUUGAUCCCAAAGAAGGUCGAGAAAUCGCAAGUGUGAGUGAUGAUCAUACCUGCAGGAUUUGGAACUUGGAAGGAGCACAAACAGCUCAUUUUGUUCUUCAUUCCCCUGGAAUGAGUGUGUGCUGGCAUCCUGAAGAAAAUUUUAAGCUGAUGGUUGCAGAGAAGAAUGGAACAAUCCGAUUUUAUGAUCUGUUGGCCCAACAGGCUAUUUUGUCUCUUGAAUCAGAACAGAUACCAUUAAUGUCAGCACACUGGUGCUUAAAAAACACCUUCAAAGUUGGAGCUGUUGCAGGAAAUGAUUGGAUAAUUUGGGAUAUCACUCGGUCCAGUUAUCCUCAAGAGACAAGACCUGUGCACAUGGAUCGAGCCUACCUAUUCAGAUGGUCCACAAUUAGUGAAAACUUGUUUGCAACCACUGGUUAUCCAGGCAAAAUGACAAGCCAGUUGCAGAUUCAUCAUCUAGGACACACUCAGCCUGUCCUCACUGGUUCUGUAGCCGUUGGAUCUGGCCUUUCCUGGCAUAGAACUCUACCACUGUGUGCAAUUGGAGGAGACCACAAGCUGUUGUUUUGGGUGACUGAAAUAUAAAAUAAAUUUUCUUUGUACUUUAGAUUCUUAAACUUUGUAUUUUUAGUACAUAUUUUGGAAACUCCUUAUUUUUAUAUCAGAUAUACUGUAAAUUCUAGAAAUGUCUCAGUUACUGAUUUUGUUAAAUAAAAUAUUGAUGAUUUGAAAAAUUA
Molecule: messenger RNA, 1347 nt
Organism: Ictidomys tridecemlineatus (thirteen-lined ground squirrel)
Lineage: Eukaryota; Metazoa; Chordata; Mammalia; Rodentia; Sciuridae
Gene: Nup37
Product: nucleoporin 37
Cellular component (GO): nuclear pore outer ring
Molecular function (GO): protein binding
Source: RefSeq, a predicted model, not a curated record